Hyla sarda is the source of this 1510-nucleotide messenger RNA. RefSeq names its product oocyte zinc finger protein XlCOF7.1-like. Gene Ontology annotation, biological process: central nervous system development; regulation of transcription by RNA polymerase II. The coding region runs from base 226 to 1479 and encodes 417 amino acids. Gene Ontology annotation, cellular component: nucleus. Gene Ontology annotation, molecular function: RNA polymerase II cis-regulatory region sequence-specific DNA binding; DNA-binding transcription factor activity, RNA polymerase II-specific. NCBI's taxonomy places the organism in Eukaryota, Metazoa, Chordata, Amphibia, Anura, Hylidae. The transcript is spliced from 7 exons. The record is from RefSeq and is a predicted model, not a curated record.
AUUUGUUUCCUGUUGAGAAUGGAGCUCCAGUCUGCAGCCAGACCCUCUUGGCCAUAACCUGAAGUCUAUCUCCUCCCAAACAUGUGAGUGAUCACAUGGCCAUAACAUUAUCAAAAGACAUUUUGCUCACUGGCAUCUAACAUUUACUGAUACGGAACCGUGCGGGGGGUCGACGUGCCCCCUUCCCGAUGUUGAUCCUAUUUUUUCUUGAAUGACCUACUAAGUAUGGACAAGGACAGUAAACAUAUGGCUGAGAGAAUAUUAAACCUCACCCUACAGAUCAUCUACCUGCUGACCGGAGAGGAUUACAUCGUAGUAAAGAAAAUAACAGAAGAAGUUGAAGAAUGGAUCAGCAGGAACCAGGGUCCUGUCCCAGGUCCUUUACCUCACUCACUGAUACAGGAGGGAAAAAACUAUCAAAAUAUCCUGAAACUUACCAACAAGAUCACUGAGCUGCUGACAGGAGAGGUUCCUGUAAGAUUCCAGGAUGUAACUGUCUGUUUCUCCAUGGAGGAGUGGGAGUAUUUAGAACGCCAUAAAGAUCAGUAUAAGGUCAUUAUGAUGGAGUACGACCACACUCCCACAUUACCAGUUGAAUUCUUUAAGAACCAUCAGAACGAAGGACCCCCAGAGAGAUGCCCUAGUCCUUUAUAUGUCAAGGAAUAUUUGGGGGGAAAUGAAAAUGUGCCACAGGAAUAUCAGGUUACAAAUCUAAGGGAUAUACAACCUGAAGACCUGUCAAAAGAACAAGAGACAUAUUCUGGUGAAUCCCGUCCAGGUAAGGAUGAGGAAGUUCCUACAGAUGUCAGCACUAAUGGCUGCACCACAAAUGUUAUGGAACAUCUCCUUUUAUCUCCAGUUUAUCAAGUAAACAAUAUCACAGAAGGCACUUGUGAAGAACUCUCCAAAACACUUCUAACCACAAAUAUACUGUUUGUCCUUCACAGCAGAGAUCUGUCUACAAAUCCUUCUAAUCAGAUAAAACCUUCUUCUGAUCAAUCACAGACUGUAAAGCAAAGUACGUGUGUUAAAGUAUUUCCAUGUUCUGAGUGUGGUAAAUGUUUUAAAAGAAAAUCUAUUCUUUCUAUGCAUGAAAGAAUUCACAGAGAUGAGAGGCCAUUUUCAUGUUCAGAAUGUGGGAAAUGUUUUCGCCAGAAAUCAGAUCUCAUUGUACAUCAGAGAAGACAUACAGGAGAGAAGCCCUUUUCAUGUUCAGAAUGUGGGAAGAGUUUUAUACAGAGAUCAGUCCUUAUUGCACAUUAUAAAAUUCACACAGGGGAGAAACCAUUUUCAUGUUCCGAAUGUGGGAAAUCUUUUAUCCAGAAGUCUGAUCUUGUAAAUCAUCAUUUAAUCCAUACAGGGGAGAAGCCAUUUUCAUGUUCAGACUGUGGAAAAUGUUAUAACCAUAGGUCAGCUCUUGCUCAGCAUAGGAGACGAAUCCAUGUUCAUACUGUAACAAAUGUUUUACCUCAUAUGUAGUUGGUUAUCGUGGAUUAAACAAAAAAAAGGA